Cajanus cajan (pigeon pea) is the source of this 1353-nucleotide messenger RNA. RefSeq names its product WAT1-related protein At4g08290-like. Gene Ontology annotation, molecular function: transmembrane transporter activity. Gene Ontology annotation, cellular component: membrane. The record is from RefSeq and is a predicted model, not a curated record. NCBI's taxonomy places the organism in Eukaryota, Viridiplantae, Streptophyta, Magnoliopsida, Fabales, Fabaceae.
CAUCCCUCAAGUGUUUUAAAACAAUAGCUGCUAUUAUUGUCUCAAACACACUAGGAUGGGAGAAAUAUGCUAUUCUAGUUUAGGAAAGAACUUGACCAAGGCAAAGCCUUAUUUGUUAACGGUGGGACUUCAGUUUGGGUUUGCAGGAGCAUACAUCUUCACCAUGGCCAGUCUCAAGAUUGGAAUGAGUCGUUACGUAUUCGUUGUCUAUCGCAAUGCCUUCGCUGCAUUGGCCCUCGCUCCUUUUGCAUUCAUCUUUGAGAGGAAAAUUAGGCCAAAGAUAACACUCCCUGUCUUCUUACAGAUAAUAGCACUCGGAUUUCUGGAGCCAGUGAUUGACCAGGGGUUCACUUUCUUGGGAAUGCAAUAUACGUCGGCUUCGUUUGCCUCUGCUGUAGUGAAUGCCACACCCUCUGUCACUUUUAUACUAGCCGUAAUUCUAAGGUUAGAACGUGUAAAUUUUAAGGAGGUAAGAAGCCUAGCAAAAGUGAUUGGGACGUUGGUAACCUUUGGAGGUGCUUUGUUAAUGACACUUUACAAAGGCCCUCUAAUUAACCUAUUUUAUUCUCCAAACACAACCCACCACCAAGACGUAAGUCACACCCCUCAGGAUCUCAAACACUGGGUCUCAGGGACCCUCUUUCUACUCCUUGGUUGUUUCUCUUGGGCAUCUUUCAUCAUUUUACAGUCCAUAACAUUGAAAAGGUAUCCGGCAGAAUUGUCACUCUCUUCUUUGGUAUGCUUAUCGGGUGCUUUACAAGCUAGUGUGGUGGCACUGGUGGCUACUCGUCACUCUGGGCUUGGGGCAUGGGCCUUAGGUUGGGACUUCAAGCUCUAUGGCCCUCUCUACACGGGAGUAGUUACGUCUGGAAUUACGUAUUAUGUGCAAGGGUUGGUAUUGCAAAGCAAAGGCCCUGUAUUUUUCACAGCCUUUAAUCCCCUUUGCAUGAUCAUAACUUGUGUUCUAGGCUCAUUCCUUUUUGCAGAACAGCUUCACCUUGGCAGCAUCAUUGGAGCCAUCGUUAUCGCAAUGGGUCUGUACUCUGUGGUGUGGGGCAAAGGCAAAGACUGUUCAGACCCCACUCCACCAAAGCACACCGAGACACAACCUCUUCCAAUUACCUCAUCUCAUAUCUAACACAGAUUUCCGAAGGAAUUUGUGAUAUCUAUUGUACUUCUUCUGCCAUAAAAAUCUGCAAUAGUUAGUGUAUACAUAUAUAUAUGUUAAUUUCGUGCUUUCGGUUUCCACGUUAUGAAAGGCUAGUAUCAGAUUGUGACAACACACUGUCAUGGCUUUAAUAUAUAUAUUUAUCAUUCAGAAAGAAAAUAUAUGAAACGUUUUGCUUUUAAUCA